Molecule: messenger RNA, 1181 nt
Organism: Budorcas taxicolor (takin)
Lineage: Eukaryota; Metazoa; Chordata; Mammalia; Artiodactyla; Bovidae
Gene: AKR1A1
Product: aldo-keto reductase family 1 member A1
Exons: 9
Coding region: 133-1110 (325 amino acids)
Biological process (GO): aldehyde catabolic process
Cellular component (GO): cytosol
Molecular function (GO): aldose reductase (NADPH) activity
Source: RefSeq, a predicted model, not a curated record
GCUUAAGUCCCUGCAUCAAGCGCAGGCGGGUUUCUCCUGCUGGCCACCUAUCCCGGAAGCUGAGGCUCACUUGGUGGCUAGCCCGGCUAGCUGGGAAGCCAUACCACCCUCUUACCCUCUGUGCCGAGGACAAUGGCAGCUUCCUGUAUCCUCCUACAUACUGGGCAGAAGAUGCCCCUGAUUGGACUGGGCACCUGGAAGAGCGACCCUGGCCAGGUUAAAGCAGCUAUUAAGUAUGCCCUCAGUGUAGGCUACCGCCACAUUGACUGCGCUGCUAUCUAUGGCAAUGAGACUGAAAUCGGGGAAGCCCUGAAGGAGAAUGUGGGACCUGGCAAGUUGGUGCCUCGGGAGGAGCUCUUUGUGACUUCCAAGCUGUGGAACACAAAGCACCACCCCGAGGAUGUGGAGCCCGCCCUCCGGAAGACACUUGCUGACCUGCAGCUGGAGUAUCUGGACCUGUACCUGAUGCACUGGCCUUACGCCUUUGAGCGAGGAGACAGCCCCUUCCCUAAGAAUGCUGAUGGGACUAUACGCUAUGACUCCACCCACUACAAGGAGACCUGGAGGGCUCUGGAGGCACUUGUGGCUAAGGGGCUGGUGCGGGCUCUGGGCCUGUCCAACUUCAACAGUCGGCAGAUUGACGAUGUGCUCAGCAUGGCCUCUGUGCGCCCAGCUGUCCUACAGGUGGAAUGCCACCCAUACCUGGCUCAGAAUGAGCUGAUUGCCCACUGCCAAGCACGAGGCCUGGAGGUGACUGCUUAUAGCCCUCUGGGCUCCUCUGAUCGUGCAUGGCGUGAUCCUGAGGAGCCUGUCCUGCUUAAGGAGCCAGUGGUCCUGGCACUGGCUGAAAAGCAUGGUCGGUCUCCAGCUCAGAUCUUGCUCAGAUGGCAGGUCCAGCGGAAAGUGAGCUGCAUCCCCAAGAGUGUCACGCCUUCCCGUAUCCUUGAGAACAUCCAGGUGUUUGACUUCACCUUUAGCCCAGAGGAGAUGAAGCAGCUGGAUGCCCUGAAUAAAAAUUUGCGAUUCAUUGUGCCCAUGCUUACGGUGGAUGGGAAGAGGGUCCCAAGAGAUGCAGGGCAUGCUCUGUACCCCUUCAAUGACCCAUAUUGAGACCACAGCUUCCUGGCUUCCUUUUCAUCUCUCCACAGAAAGGAGUUAAUAAAACCCUUGGAGUAUCCAUC